AUGGCUUUCCAGACGGAUGUUCUUCGCGAUGGCGAGUGGGUUACGGAAACGGUCGCUAUCAACGAUAUGCUCAAGGCAGGUACCAACAACAAACCCAGUGUACCGGAACAGCAUAUCGACCAACCCCCAACUAUUGGCAUUCUUACCAAAACCGUCAUUGAGAGUCCUGUAGCACACUGGAUGCUUCCUGUGCGGCUACGGUCUGCACAGCAUAUGGACGUUGCCGUUAUUGGAGACCACUAUGUGCAAAUCAGUGAACUAGGACGAGAUGGCCGGCUUCGCAACAUUGUUCGCAAGACCGAUUUUGGGUCCCGUAUUCGAAAUGCCAAGGUCAUUGGUACAUCCCCAGAGAGCGCCACUGACGAUGAAAACGACGAGGUUCAGGUCCAUAUCAAGACUGAAAUAGACGAUUCCAAGCUGGACAAUGAUGACAACAACAGCACAUCUGGCGAUGAGGAAAUGGGGGGCAUGAAGCCACAUCGGUCGACCGACAAGGCAGUCGGACUGAGUUUACCUCCACAACAACUUCUCGUCGUGCUCGAAAGCGGCGACUGUGUUUUCCUUUUCAUCCACCCCCAAAGCGGCGACAACCCCAUAUUCGUGUCGACACAUUGCCAGCCACUCAGUAACCGAAUCGUGCAGCCCGGGUUCCACACAUGCGUCGAUCCCAGCUCUCGAUACAUGGCUGUUGCCUGCCCAGAAAACCUUUUCAUUGUACACGAGCUGGAGUCCUCUCAAAAGCUCAACGACGCAUACUCACGAAACAAACCAUUGAAACCCAUCAAAUACUCCCGCCCCCGUGCCGUGCAGGGCGUCAUACACAAGAUGGAGUUCUUGUAUCCACGUACCGAAGACGACUACCACAUCAUUCUCCUACUCAUUAUCGUCAACAAUGGAAAGUCUCGGAUGGUAACGUACGAAUGGGAAGCUGGUGAUAACCUAGCAGCUGUAUUCAGGGACGAGAAGAGGGGGCACCCGCUCCCUCCACAACAUCAGAUGCCAAUCUUGAUCGUGCCUCUGACGCUUCACUCCGCUUUUUUUGCUAUAUCAGCACGUCAUAUUGGCGUUUGCAAGGAUGCACUCAAUCUCCCCACCGAGUUCGACGACUUUGCAAUGGAAGUACACGAAACAUCGCGAUUUCACCAUGGUCGCGGUAUUCCCUAUUGGGCAGCGUGGACGCGGCCAUACCGGCUCCCCACAUACAACACAACACGAGACAGCAUCUACCUUGCACGGGAAGAUGGCGUUGUCAUGUUUUUGGAUAUCAACUCUGACAACAUUCUCGGUGCGUCGGUGGAGAUUGGAAAAUUUGAGUGCAAUAUCGGCACAGCAUUUUGCAGCUUGUUUGACGACUUCAAUGAUAUUUUGAUAAUGGGCGGUGACUCCGGCCCGGGCACAAUAUGGCAGAUCCGACCUCGGCAGCCCAACAUGCAGCUUGGGAAAAUACCAAAUUGGUCCCCAGUCGUUGAUUUUGUGACCACCGACGAAUUUGCCACGGUCAAUGGGCUAGUUGGAGCCAAAGGAAACAAGAUAGAGGCCAGGAGUCGCGACGCAAAUAGACUGUCUGCUGCUCCUCACUUGUCAAGUCCAGACCGCAUUUUCAGUACUUCUGGUCGUGGUGUUACAGGAGCCAUCACCGAGUUUCGACACGGCUUACGCGCAGAUUUGGGCCUUGAAGUCGACUAUCCCGUACCUGUCAAAACGGCUUGGAUAUUUGCAACACGAACCGACGACUAUGACAUCGAGUUUCAAGUUUUAAUCUCUUUGGUUGACAAGUCCGAGGUCUUCUAUUUAUCCGCCGAUCUCGCCCAAGUUGGUAUUCACGAAGAAGGGACCACGUUAUACGACUUGGAAUCCCGGACGCUGGUCGCAGCACAGUUGUCCGAAGACGUGAUCGUGCAAGUGACGGAAAACUAUGUUGUCUUUUCCGGCCCCAGCUCAAGCUCAAGACACCUGCACACCAACACCUUUCAGAAGCCACAAGUUACAGUCAUAGAUGCUUGCAUAUUUGGAGACCUUUUGGCUAUCUCAACUCUAGUAGGGACUGUGUUUGCAGGACACCUACUGCAGCUCAAGCCGGACAAAACUGUUGUCAUAGUGGAGACAUUUGAAUUACCGGGUGAUGCUACCUGCCUCAGCUUGUCUUCAUUCUUGGGGUCGCCAUAUAUCGUCGUCGGUCUCAUGGUCAAUGGAAGUCCGUCAAUUUUGAUUUAUCACGUCAAAGACGGCGAAAAAUCGCAGUCGAUGCUUAUUGAUCCAGGAAGCGUCAUUGUGCCUACGGACUAUUACUUUGCUAACAACGACAUAGAUGAGUUUACUAAAAUUUUGCAUGGCCAAUCCGAUGGGGGGAAUCCUCUGUUGAAUCGACCUCUCGAAUCAAUCAGCAGUGUCGCCCUGCUGCCCCGACGUGAAAACGAAGCUGCAAUCGUGUUUGGAACAAGAGCAGGCGAUCUAGUGACCCUAAUUCUUGAUGAAUCGGGGGUUUUCUCCGGAAAUGUAGAAAGAAUCGGCCCAAGUACGGUGCAAGUUGUCAUCCUCGACGACGUUUACCUCGGAAAAGCAGUUCUGGCAACAUGUGAUGGCCGGAUUUCUAUGCAUUACGGCUCCGGAGAGAAGGCGGCCACGUGCCGAUCGACACACACAGUCUGGCCAUUUGAUGCCGCUGCCCUCAACAAGCCAGCACCACAUAUCAACAGCGUGACUGUGCUAACCGGCGGUCUGCCUGGCCGCCUAAACAAAACGCAACUUGUGCUUUCGUCAACAAAACAAUUUAUGCUGGCAGAACUGCACCCUCAGCCGGGGCCGGUUCAACGUAGCUUACCACUCAACGGCACGCCUGCCAAGGUGAUCUACUCCCACACGCUUGGCUGCUUGGUUGUAGCAAUCAAGGACCUUGAAAAUCGGCCCACGCUCCAAUUUAUCGAUCCCGACACUGGAGAAGACCAAUCGAUGCCGACCGACAAAAAUGGCGAGGCCGUUGAGUUCGUAUCCGGCCUUGGCAAAUCAGGCGACCAGAUACUGUCGCUAGGUGAGUGGAACUACGAACGGCAGGGAGACAAGUGGGUAUUUUUGCUUGUUUGCACGAAGGGUGGGCGUUUCCUCAUCCUUUCUACGACACGCACCAUUGUCGACCAGCAACCAAAAGUCAAGUACUGGACGCGAUACAAAAAGAUCUUUGCCGAGCCCGUGCAUUCUGUUGUCAGCCGAGGUGAGGAUGUAUUCUCCUGUGUGGGCUCGACGAUUUACUGGGACAAAUUGGAUCUAGAGGUGAAGCGUCUAAGCACAUGCGGGACGUUCGAGUUAAAUUCAUCUGCAACAUCUCUCCGGAUUGUCAAUCACAAGCUCGUUGCAGUGACCGACGACGAUGGCUCGGUCGAGAUCAUCGACAUAUCCGAUGGCGCUCCAGGCGAGAUGGCACUGUACCACGGAGACUCGGAGCAAAGGUCUGCAACCCACAUGAUUGAGAUCGGCAGCAAGAUAUCAGGCAACGAUCUUGAUACGUCUCUACUUCUGGUGUGUGGUCGCGAUGCGACGGCUUCCGGAUUGUGGAUCCCAUGGCGGCAACCGGGGAAAGACUGCUCAGUGAUUUUCGAAGCCGACUUGCCCGCGUCGGUGCGUAAACUUGUGCGUGGACGGACUCGUCCAAGCUGGCAGCAGGCUCGGCGCGAGGUGCAGUACGGUCUCGUCCCAAGUACGCCUGACGAAGCAGAAAUCCUAGGUGUAUGCCUCGAUGGGUCUUUGCAACACUUUACGCUCCUUGACCUACCGAUAUGGCGCCUUCUACGACUUGUGCAUGAAUUCGCAUUAAGCUCGCCAGUUCUCUUUCCUUUUACGUACGAUGAAAACGACGAAGACGACGACUAUGAAAACGAUUCAAGAACAAGUGACAGUACAGUUAUGCACAUUGAUGGAGAUAUGCUACAACGGUGCUUGGACAAACGAGCCCUCGAGCAGCUCUUCGCGAAGCCUUCACGCGCCGCCAAACUAUAUGCCGUACUUGAGAAGCUCGACAAUGGUGUCUUAACGGCAGGCUUCGACCACCUGCAAGGACCUACCUUAAAUGCAGGGACGCAUUCUGAGGCGAAUGGAACACACGAACCAGCUCUCGAUGAGCGAACUCGCAGAUGCAUCAAGUUGCUCUACACUAUUUUGGAGUACUAUCUGCAACCGGCCAUCUGA
Molecule: messenger RNA, 4179 nt
Organism: Sporothrix schenckii 1099-18
Lineage: Eukaryota; Fungi; Ascomycota; Sordariomycetes; Ophiostomatales; Ophiostomataceae
Product: thermotolerance protein
Exons: 5
Coding region: 1-4179 (1392 amino acids)
Biological process (GO): mRNA splicing, via spliceosome
Cellular component (GO): U2 snRNP; nucleus
Molecular function (GO): protein binding; U2 snRNA binding
Source: RefSeq, a predicted model, not a curated record